Molecule: messenger RNA, 2082 nt
Organism: Miscanthus lutarioriparius
Lineage: Eukaryota; Viridiplantae; Streptophyta; Magnoliopsida; Poales; Poaceae
Source: the annotation of a GenBank genome assembly
AUGGACAACAAUGGAGCCACUCCACAGUCCACACCACCCAUGCACCCUGAGCUUCUCAUGGCGGCAUGCCAUGGCUGGCAUGGGCAACUGACGAGCCUUCUCAACGGGGAAGAUCAUCAAGCCGUACCAAUCGAGCACCGUCGACCUAGCAACUUGGCCGCCGAUGCAUCUCAAGCAGCAGUGUUCGUUGAGAUCGAUAUCCGUCGCAGCAACAUGAUGAGCCCACCAUUGCCGACGACGACGACGUCGCUUCUCCUCCAAGGCGUCACUUCAGACGGGGACUCCGCACUCCAUGUGGUAGCAGCCGCCGGAGAUGACGACAGGCACCUGCGAAGCGCCAUGGUGAUCUACAGCAAGACCAGGCACCUCUUGGAGGCACGCAACAAGAGGAGGAGCACGCCGUUGCACGUUGCCGUCAGGGCGGGCAACGUCGACAUGCUCGCUCUUCUUAUCCGCUUGGCCGGAGAAGAGGAAGGCGGGGAAGACAGGAGGAGGGCACUCCUGAGGAUGGAGAACGGCGUUGGGGAGACGGCCCUGCACGAGGCGGUCCGCGGGGACGACAUGCGGGCGGUGGCCGUGCUGAUGACGGCGGACCCGUGCCUGGCUCGUGUCCCGGACGCCGGCGUCUCGCCGCUGUACCUGGCCGUCGCUCUACGCCGGUACACCAUCGUACGGGACUUGCACGCGAGGGACAACCAGCUGUCCUACGCUGGACCGGCUGGACAAAAUGCCUUGCAUGCCGCGGUCCUUCAAAGCAAAGAGAUGACAGAAUUGCUUUUGGAAUGGAACAAGCAACUCACUAAAGAGCAGGAUGAACAUGGAAACAUGCCGCUACAUUUUGCUUUGUCACUAGAAGGGGAGGCACAUGGAAUGCUUCCCCAAUAUGCUGUGCCGGUUAAAAAAGGAAAAGCUAUUGCGACCCUUUUGAACAUAACAAAACCAACGUUGGAACUUACCAGGCAAUUACUGGAAGCAGAUGCAUAUUCAGCAUUUCAACCAGACAGAAAAGGGUCGUUCCCUAUACACAUUGCAGCCUCGGCAGGUAGACUUCUAGCAGUCAUCGUUUUGGUCACAAAGUUCCCUGGUUGUGCUGGAUUGCAUGACUCAGAUGGAAGAACAUUUGUUCAUGUUGCUGCCAAGAAGAAGAGAUACAGUAUAGUUGCAUAUGCAUGCCAAACGCCGGCAUUGUCAACGAUUUUGAACAAGCAAGACAAUGAAGGGAACACUGCUCUACAUCUAGCUGUUGAGGUUGGGGAUUGGUGGAUUUUCGCUCGCCUAUUUGCCAACAAGCAGGUGGACUUGAAUUUACCAAACAACAAUAAACAAACCCCACUGGAACUUGCUGUUAACACUAUUCCCACAGGACUGUACUUAAUCCUGAACUCACGAAUUCUGAUACAGGAAACACUAAUAGCUGCCAAUGCUACUCGUGGUGUUUUUCGUCGGGAUGCUAAUAUGCAAGAAUAUAGUCCCCAAUCUGAUGCAGAGAAUGAGGAAAAAGGGUCUGCAAUAGUAUCAAAUUCAACACAAUUUCUUAGCGUUGGCUUAGUCUUAAUUACAACGAUGGCAUUUGGUGCUAAUUUUGCGUUACCUGGGGGGUACAUAGCUGAUGACCACACUCAUGGAGGAACUCCAACUCUAGCUCGAGUAAAACAAUUUCAAGGAUUUAUGAUGGCAAACACGCUAGCGUUUUUCUGCUCGUCGUUAGCCGUCCUAAGCCUUGUGUUUGCUGGAACACCUACAGUUGAGUUGCCAAUGCGUUACAUGCACUACAAUAUAUCCAUAUGGCUAUCUCUGAAUGCAGUAGGGUCCUUGGGCCUAGCCUUUGCAAUAGCUGUAUAUAUCUUGAUUACUCCAGUUGCUGCUAAAACCUCAAUUGCGGUCAUUGUGGUUAUUCUUCCAAUAGGAAUCCUCUAUUCUCCCUCAGUAAUUGAAAAAUUUACUGUGCUUUUGUUAGUGUUAUGUAUUAGACCAGGAAUAUUGCCACUAUUAAGAUCUAGUAUCUCUAAGGUAAUGUUCCUCAUGUGUUGGCCGUUCAUAGUAAUAUUUGGUUGGCAAGAAUUAUCAUCACGGUACCAAUGA